This is a messenger RNA of Chelmon rostratus (copperband butterflyfish), 2475 nucleotides long. It is a transcript of the gene shq1, whose product is annotated as SHQ1, H/ACA ribonucleoprotein assembly factor. The record is from RefSeq and is a predicted model, not a curated record. Bases 91 to 1875 code for a protein of 594 amino acids. Gene Ontology annotation, biological process: box H/ACA snoRNP assembly. Gene Ontology annotation, cellular component: nucleoplasm; cytoplasm. The transcript is spliced from 12 exons. Lineage: Eukaryota; Metazoa; Chordata; Actinopteri; Chaetodontiformes; Chaetodontidae.
UAAAACAUGGACGCUACAUCCAAGAGCUGCCAGUGGAGCUUGUUGGGAUAACUCAGUGUUUCUCUGGUCUGUAUUACGUCCUCAUUCAGAAUGAUAACCCCUGCGUUUGACCUAAGCCAGGAUCCCCAGUACCUGAUCCUCAACAUCCGUGUGCCCUACACCAGAACAUCAGAGUUUGACCUUUACAUUGAUGGAACAGAUUUCAAGUUCUAUGCCAAACCCUACUUUCUCAGAUUGUCUCUUCCUGGAAGGAUAGUGGAGGAUGGGAGAGAAAAGGCCAAAUUUGACAUUGAUAAAGGUCUCUUCAAUCUUCGGGUCCCUAAGGAAACAGCUGGAGAGCACUUUGAAGGACUUCAGAUGCUGACAAGUCUCCUCGCCCCAAAAGGCUCCCGGUCAGCAAAACCACUGGUAGAGGACUUAAGCACAGGCAAUGAAAGCGUGGGAGAUGAGGAAGACGAAGAUGAGGAAGAAUUUGACUGGCAAGUUGAGCAGGAGGUGUACAAGGAGAGCUCUGAGGAGGAGCUGAGAGCCCUGCAGACAUACGGCUUUGGCAGUCAGAGGUCCGGAGUGUUUGCACGAUUACAGGAGGAACUGAGCGACGUGACUGAUGUCAAGAACCCCGACGGAACGACAGCAGCGCAGAGGAGGCAGGCACGGCUAGAGGCAGAGGCGUCUGCAUUUUCUCCUGACCAUUACCUGGCUGAUUUGUUCGAGGAUGACGAGGUACAGGGGCUGCUGAAGUUUAGGCCGUGGUGGGCAAAGCUGAGUCCUUCUGCAGAGCAGGAGGGAGAAGCUGCUGUGUCAUUCACCGACGAUGAAAAGGAGCAGCUGAGAAAAUUCACCAACCGCUCCUACCUACUGGACAAGACGUCUCGUCACCAAGCGUGGCUCAGCCUUGUGGACAUCCUGCUGGCUUAUUCCUAUGAAGUGCGCUCCACGGAGGGAGAGCACAAUGUAGAGUCACCGUGGACAAUGAGAAAGCUCAGCGGGACUCUCUGCUGGCUCGAGACAUACAACUCCUUGCAAGACGUCCUGGUGUCAUUUGGACGGAGGGUUUUAUGCUACCCACUCUACAGACACUUUGCCAUGGUCGGCGCGGCUGCUCGCGACACAACUAAGAUUUUGCAGUCAGGGAAAGCCUGUGUCCUCAAAUGCCUGCUGGAUAUUCACAAAGUCUUCAGAGAGAACGACCCGGCCUACAUACUGAACGAUCUGUACAUCACAGACUACUGCAUCUGGAUCCAGAGGGUCAAGUCCAAGAAGAUGAUAUCCUUGGCCGCAACAUUACAAAAAGCCUCCCUGCAGAAAAAAGACUUGGAGCUGGAACUUGAGGAGCUAGAGGCGGCAGCGACAAUGGUGGCAGAGGAGGAGGAGGAAGAAGAAGGAGAGCAAGGAGCUUCCAGUGACAGCAGCAGCAGCAGCAGCAGCAGUGACUCCUCUGAUGAGAGUGAGGAAUCUGAAGCUGAAGGGCAAGGCUGCACCGACUCCAACGAGGAGGGAGGAGGAGGAGAGAUGUCUAAGGACAACCCUCUGCAGCCCCGACCGAGCUCUGCUGCUUCUCCCAUCCCCCAGGAACCCGCGAGCACACUCUUCUCAGCGGAGAGAAACGUAGACGCCCUCCCCUCAGCCUCGGAGGGCUCCAAGCGGCUGAUCCAGGAGCUGGGGGAGCGGGUGGCGCAGGAGCUGAAAAUCUCCCAAGACUCCAGCGACAAAGCAGAGAGAAGCUGCUCACAGCCCCACAGCGCUGCAGCAAACACUGAAGCAACAUCUGGGGGAAGCAGCAGCGGGACUCUCUUAGAGCUGAGUCCUCGCAGAAACCCUCUGCUCAUCGUCCAAACGCAGGGAGAUCUCGAUGAGAGUGACUUUAUCUGCUGACAGAAAAUAUUGUGGAACCUGAAAGCCACUUUUUGAACUGUUAACUCCAUGCAAGUGAUGUAAGAAAGUAUGUUUGACUCUUUGGCUUUUGAUGAUUUCAUUUCUCCUUUUGGACCUUGUUUAUUGUUAGUGCUUUAACUCUGCUGUAAACAUUGUUUUACACAGAAUGAUGUUUUCUUAAUUUAUGAACUUGCUAAGCCAUUAAAAUCCUUAUUUUAUAUUUGUGUUUUUUUAAUAAGCAUGUUUAUGCACUCAGUUUUCCUCAUUGCAUCAAAGGAUAGAUGAAGUCGCGGCUCAGCUCUCUAUUUCUUUUGUCUUGCCUCGUUUGUUAUCUGACUUCUUGCAACUUCUGCUCUGUCGUCUAAGCUGCCUCAUAUGCUGUACAGAUAUAUUUUUAUAUUUUCUCUCUGCACAUACUGUGUUUGAUUUUGGAAUAAUUAUUUCUGCUCCUUUUUAAUUGCUAAAAGUAAUUCAGCAGUGUUUGUGACAUCUGCUAAUAGUGUAGACCUUCUCUACUAUGCAUUUGUAUUUCCAUACCCACGUUAACAAAUUCAAUCUGUAUAUCUAUGUUGGACUCAAAUAAACAAAAUAGGAAUGUCA